Molecule: messenger RNA, 1041 nt
Organism: Pestalotiopsis fici W106-1
Lineage: Eukaryota; Fungi; Ascomycota; Sordariomycetes; Amphisphaeriales; Sporocadaceae
Exons: 2
Coding region: 1-1041 (346 amino acids)
Source: RefSeq, a predicted model, not a curated record
AUGGCACCCAAAUUCGACGUGACUCCAGAGAAGCGCGCAUCUUUUUUGGCAUUUGUUAAACGUCAAUUAUUCAUCACUCCCCCCUUGCCGACACGCGACGAUGCAGAUCUAGCCGGCAAGACCGCCAUUGUCACUGGGGCCAACAGUGGCAUCGGCCUCGAAUGCUCUCGCCAGCUCCUCGAUCUCGGACUCAGCAGACUCAUUAUUGCCGUGCGCAGCAAAUCCAGAGGCGAAGCCGCCAAGAGGGAUCUGCUAGUAGGCAGAGAUGCCGAGAAGCAGCGCGUCGAGGUGUGGCUGCUCGAUCUCGAAAAAUACGAGUCCAUUACUGGUUUUGUGGAACGCGCCAAGGAGUUGGAUCGCCUGGACAUUGUCGUUAAUAAUGCUGGCAUGAUGAAGAAGUCCUUUGGCCUCGUGGAAAGCACCGGCCAUGAGUACUUGAUUCAGAUCAAUUAUCUAUCCAUGGUCUUGCUCACCAUCCUUCUGCUUCCAAUCAUCAAGGAAAAACAAACCCCUGCAGAGCCAGGCCGGGUGGUGCUGGUCAAUUCUGAUGCCGCUGCUCAGGCACAGUUUAAAGAGAGGAGCGCCCCCGACCUGCUCGAGGCAUUUGACCAAGAGAACAACUUUUCAGAUCAAGAGAGAUAUUGGACGUCGAAACUAUUGGGCCAAUUGUUUCUGACGGAGCUGGCGAAGCGCGUUCCGUCCAGUGUGGCCGUCGUGAACGCGCCGAAUCCCGGUCUGACGAGGUCCAAUCUGGGCGGCGACUACAAGGGUACCGUCGCCGGGUUUCUGGCAGAGCACAUUUUCUUGAGAAUAUUUGGUCGCACACCCGCGGUCGGGGCUCGAUCUGUCACGUGCGCGGCCGUCUUGUAUGGGCAAGAGUCACAUGGACAGUAUAUCGAGGACGGCAAGAUUCAACCAUUGGCGCCACUUAUCUACAAACCCGAGGGCGCCAAGAUAGCCGAGAGGCUAUGGCGCGAGACCAUGGAAGAUCUUGCGCCGUAUGGUGUAUCUGAGAUUGUGGACAAAUUGACUGGGGCAUGA